Molecule: messenger RNA, 4098 nt
Organism: Sorex fumeus (smoky shrew)
Lineage: Eukaryota; Metazoa; Chordata; Mammalia; Eulipotyphla; Soricidae
Gene: ADAMTS13
Product: ADAM metallopeptidase with thrombospondin type 1 motif 13
Exons: 28
Coding region: 1-4059 (1352 amino acids)
Biological process (GO): proteolysis; extracellular matrix organization
Cellular component (GO): extracellular matrix
Molecular function (GO): metalloendopeptidase activity
Source: RefSeq, a predicted model, not a curated record
AUGGAGCGGCUUCUGUCCCGCGGGCUGGGUCUGCGGGGGGUUCUUGCGUCGGUUUUCUUCCUCCUGGGCUGCGGGGGUCUCGCUGAGACCCCACAGCCCCACUUUCUGCAGGCGUUGGAGCCCCCGGAAGCAUCUCCUCACUCAGGCUCAGAAACCCCCCGGACAGAACCUUCGCUCUCAGUCCCAACGCCGCCGCCGCCUCCCCCGGGGCACGUCCUGCACCUGGAGCUGCUGGUGGCCGUGGGCCCAGACGUCUACCGGGUCCACCGGCACGACACGGAGCGCUACGUCCUCACCAAUCUCAACCUGGCGUCAGAGCUGCUGCGGGACCCCUCCCUGGGGGCUCAGUUCCACGUGCACCUGGUGAGGAUGGUCGUUCUGAAGGACGCCGAGGCUGCCCCGCCCAUCACAGCCAACAUCACCGCAUCGCUGCGGAGUGUCUGCCAGUGGGGCCGGGCACUCAGCCCCCAGGAUGACAGGGACCCCGGGCACGCUGAUCUGCUCCUCUACAUCACCAGAUUUGACCUGGAGUUGCCUGAUGGUAACCGGCAGGUCCGGGGGGUCACCCAACUGGGGGGUGCCUGUUCGCCCUCCUGGAGCUGCCUCAUUACUGAGGACACGGGCUUUGAUCUGGGAGUUACCAUCGCCCAUGAGAUUGGGCACAGCUUUGGCCUGGAACACGACGAGGGGGCGCCCGGCUGCAACCCCCAGGGCCAUGUGAUGGCGUCUGACGGCAAGCCGCCCAAGCCAGGCACUGUCCACUGGUCGCCGUGCAGCCGGCAGCAGCUGCAGCGUCUGCUCAGUGCAGGCCGGGCUUCCUGUGUGAGGAACCCGCCAGGGCCGCUGCCUGGGCUUGUGGGCUGGCCCCCCCAGGCGCUGCCCGGCCUCUACUAUGGCGUGGAUGAGCAAUGCCGCGUGGCCUUUGGCCCCACCGCCGUGGCCUGCACCUUCAUCAGAGAGCAGGAGGACCCAUGUGAGGCUCUGUCCUGCCAGACAGACCCCCAGACCCCUGGCAGCUGCAGCCGCCGCCUCACACCCUUGCUGGAUGGCACCGAGUGUGGGGUGGAGCAGUGGUGCUUCCGGGGUCGCUGCCGUUCGCUGGCUGAGCUGCCCCAAGUGGAGGCGGUGCACGGGCACUGGUCUAGCUGGGGGGCCCCCGGGCCCUGCUCCCGCUCCUGCGGUGGAGGCGUGGUCACCCGGAGGCGGCAGUGCAGUGACCCCAGGCCUGCCUUUGGGGGGCGUGUGUGCGAAGGGCCGGACCUGCAGGCUGAGAUAUGCAACGCCCAGGCCUGUGACCAGACGCAGCUGCAGUUCAUGGCCCAGCAGUGUGCAGGCACCAACCCGGAGCCCGUGCGCCUCUCGCCGAGCACUUCCGCGCUCUACCGCUGGGGGGCGGCCGCGCAGCACAGCCAAGGGGACGCUCUGUGCCAGCACCUGUGCAGGGCCAUUGGCCAGAGCUUCAUCAUGAGGCGGGGACACAGCUUUCUGGAUGGGACCCGGUGUGUGUCCGGCAGCCCGAGGGGGGACAUGCCCCUGAGUCUGUGCGUGGCAGGACGCUGCCGGGCGUUCGGCUGUGAUGGCAGGAUGGACUCCCCUCGGGCCCCAGACGCAUGUCAGGUGUGUGGCGGUGACAACAGUACCUGCAGUCCCCGGAACGGCUCAUUCGCAGCUGGCAGAGCCGGAGAGUAUGUCACCUUCCUCACGGUCACCCCUGACCUCACCCACAUCCACGUCGUCAACCACAGGCCGCUCUUCACGCACCUGGCCGUGAAGGUCGCCGGGCGCUAUGUGGUGGCAGGGAAUGCCCGCCCAUCGGGCAGCACUGUGUACCCGUCAGCGCUGGAGGAUCUGCGCCUGGAGUACCAUGUGAGCCUCACCGCAGAGCAGCUGCCGCACCGCGAGGAGAUUCGCAUCCCUGGCCCCGCCUGGGAGCCCAUGGAGGUCCAGGUGUACAGGCGUUAUGGGGACGAGUACGGAACCCUGUCCCGCCCGGACAUCACCUUCACCUACUUCCAGCCUGAGCAGCAGCGGGCUGGGGCCUGGGCCUCUGUGCGGGGGCUCUGCUCCGUGAGCUGCGGGGCAGGGCGGCGCUGGGUGACUUACCGCUGUGUGGACCAGGCAUCUGGGUGCAGAGGGAGCCCACCGGCGGCGUGGCCAGAGCCCUGUGAUCUACAACCCUGUCCUGGACUGUCACCGCUCCCUGCUCCCACGGCCAUCCUUGCUGCCCCCAGCAGAGGGGUGCCUGCGGCCCACUCGUCGGCCUGCGGUAUGGACAGGGAAUCGAGAAAUAGGACGUGUGUGCAGGGGACAGGCGGCCUGCAGGGGCCCACCUGGGCCCACGCCAUGAACCCACCACCUUCCACGCCGGGGCCCCACCCCCAGAUGUCCUGGCCUCCACCCCAGGGCCACCUGCUCCCGCAGGCUCCCAGGCACGAGGCUGCAGCAUCCCAGCAGAGUGGCAGGCGGGGCCCCCAGGCUGCCGGAGUGUGGGUCCCCCUGACAGGGCCAUGCUCCGUAUCCUGUGGCCGAGGCCUGACAGAGCUGCGCUUCAUGUGCGAGGACCCCUCUCUUGGGACCCUCCUCCCGGAUGCACUCUGCGCCCCUGUCAGCAAGCCUGAGAGCCGGCAGGCAGCAUGCCAAGCUGCCCGGUGCCCAGUUCGGUGGCGGUACAAGCCGGCGGCCUGCAGCGUGAGCUGUGGCGGGGGCAUCGCCAGGAGGAUCCUGUACUGUGCUCGGGCCCGUGGGGACGACCAGGAUGAGCAGAUCCUGCCUGACACCCAUUGUCAGGCGUUGCCCCGCCCGGAGCCACAGGAGGCCUGCAGCACCCAGCCCUGCCCGCCCCGGUGGAAGGUCGUGUCCCUUGGGCCAUGCUCAGCUAGCUGUGGCCUCGGCAGCGCCCUGCGCUUGGUGGCCUGUGUGCGGCGGGACGGAGGUCAGGACGUGGCCCUGAACGGGGCAGCCUGUGCCGGUCUGCUGCAGCCCCAGGCCCACGUCCCCUGCAUGGUCACUGACUGUGCAUACCGGUGGCAGCUCGGGGCCUGGACACAGUGCUCCGUCUCCUGUGGGAUUGGCACCCAGCAGCGGCAGAACGCCUGCCUCGGACCCCAGGCACCUGUGCCCGUCACUUUCUGCCACCAUCUGCCCAAGCCGACCACUGUACGGGGCUGCUGGGCCGGGCCCUGCGCAGAGCGGGGCUCUGGCGGCCCAGUGCCCCCCAAGGAAGCCACGUUUCCAGGACCCACCUCAGCGCCCCCCACAGAGGCCUCUGCCCAGGGAUCCCGGCCCCCAGCCCCUCGGCCUCUGGGGGAAUCUGGGCCCUGUGGCCGGCAGCUCCUUGAGCCCUCGGGCACCCUGGACCUGCGUGGCCCAGGGUUGGCCGACUGCGUGGUGUCCAUCGGGCGGCCCCUGGGAGAGGAGGUGACCCUGCGUGUCCUUGAGACGUCCCUCAACUGCAGCGCCGGGGAUGAGCUGCUGCUGUGGAGCCGGCUCACCUGGAGGAAGGUGUGCAGGAAUCUGGUGGGUGCCACCCUCAGUUCCCACUGCAACACGCUGGUGGUGCGGCAGCGCCGAGGCCAUUCUGGAGGAGGUGGUGUGCUGCUGUACUAUGGGAGCCGCCCAGCCUCAGGGACCUUCCACAGAGAGUGCGACACGCAGCUCCUGGGCCCCCAGGGGGACAUCAUCAGCCCCUCAUUGGGGGCAGCAGGGACCAGUGCGGGGGGCUGCCGUGUCUUCAUCAGUGCAGCCCCAGACACCCGAAUCGCCAUUCGUGCCCUGGUCACCGCUUCGGGCACUGGAGCCACGGGCCCCGAGGCCAGCUAUGUCUCGAUCCGGGACCUGCACCGACCGAGGACAACCACCUUCCAUGGGCAGCGGGCACUCUACUGGGAGUCCGAGGGCAGCCAGGUGGAGAUGGAAUUCAGCCCUGGCUUCCUGCAAGCCCAGGCCAGCUUGCAAGGCCAGUACUGGACCCUUCCUUCCAGACACAGUAGUGUCCCAGCUGGCUCUGGGAGGCCCCUCGGAGUACUGGAAACCACGGAGGAAUCCCUGGCGGCCCUGUGACCCCAUGGAGCCCUCUGAAGUUGGGGGUCUCAGCUUUCC